AUGCUGCAUGGGCAUUCGCACAACAGCCCUCGCCUCCGCCUCAAGUGCGAUCGCGAGCUCCCCUGCGGCAACUGCCGGUCGAGAAACAAGGAAGCCCACUGCGCCUACGAGGCCGGCGCGCCCACCGCCCGCGAGCACAACGAGACGCACGCCGGCCUCUACAACUCCUCCUCCUCCUCCUCCUCCGCCGCCGCCCGCAAUGACCGCCACGGCUACGGCAGCAACAGCGGCAGCGGCACCCCGACGUCCAGGGCCGAGCCGCUCUCGUCCAUGGCGCCGUCGUGGGGGUACGCCCAGACAGGCGCCGCCUCGACGCUGAGCUUCCUGCAGAAGAUUGAGCGGGCGAGCACCUCGGACGGCGACGACGGGCUAGGCGCAGGACACGAAGGGGACGAAGCGGCCGCGGGGGCGGCGUCGUCGUCGCACUACCAGGACAGCUUCGCCCUGAAAGAAAAGUACAAGGGCCUGAUCCGGCUGCUGCCGGCGCGCAUGUACAUUGACCAGCUGGCCGACAUCUUCUUCAAGGAGUUCAACUGGCAGUACUACCUCGUCGAGCCGCAGGCCUUCCGCGAGCUGCUGGACCAGUGGACCGGCCUGCCGUACAAGGUGCUCUCGGCGCGGGGGCCCGAGGCGCUGUCGCCCGACCUGCGCGUCUUCCCCGCGCUGCUGUUCGAGGUGGUGGCCACGGCGCUGCUGGUGCUGCCCAAGGCGCUGCACGAAUCGUUUGCGUCGCUCAAGUACGCCGGCAACAUGACCUUUGAGGACCUGGCGGGCGAUUACAGCGAGUCGGGCGUUGCCAUUAUCAAUCUCUUUGGACCAAAGGCGUUGAGCGUGACGUCGAUCCAGGUCGGCUUCUUGAGGGCCUCGUUUCUCAAGUAUACUGCCAAUGUGACUGAAUCGGUUGGCAAGACGAUACGGGAUGCGCAGGAGCUGGGCAUGCAUCGGGAUGCGCUCGAUCCGAAGCCGGCGUCGGAUGAUGUUGAGAGCGUCCUGUUGAACCAGUGGCAGGUGGAGAAGAGGAGGCAUCUGUACAUGAUGCUGGCUUCCUGGGACAUUCACAUGUGUCUCAUCCUUGGCCGCCCAGGCGCUCUCGACUGGAGGCACGGCAUGCCAACGCUUCCCAUUGACGCUCGAUUCACAAGAGACACGGACCGGUCCAAGACACCCGUAAUCCCGAGAGAAGAAGGCCGCGAUCCCCCAACGCCACUGACGAGAAACUUGUUCCUCUACAAGACCCUGAUUCCGCUGCGGGACAUUCAGGACCUCGAGGCGGAGGGUCCAUGCCCCAGAGACUUUUCCAAGGUUCACAAGAUACAGGAGAGAAUCAUGGAGAUCCACGACAGCACGCCGGCCGUCUUCCGGAUAGAGAACCCGGACAGGCAGUGGGACAAUGAGCCUGACUUGCAUUGGCUUCCGCAGGCGAGGUGUUUGACUAAACAGAUGUUCUACUUCACGCUGGUGGCGCUUCAUCGGCCGUACAUUUUCCACCGUGAGGAAAGUCGGGUGGAGGUGAUCAAGGGCUGUCUCGGGAUGCUGGAGAUGCAGAGGCAGCUGUUUGUAGGGCUGCCACCCAAGUCGUGGAAAAAUUGGCAUUUAUUCUACGGAAGCUUUGAUGCCGUCACGCUGCUUGCUACCAUCUACAUCUUGUUCCCAUACGAAAACGCCGAGUAUCGAGAACUGGCAUUGCAGCACUGCCACUGGACCGUCGAGCGGUUCGCCACGAUGAAGGACAUGAAUCUCUUGGCCAAGUCGGCCAUAGGAGUCCUUCGAGCCGUUGUCUCCAGGCUCGUCAAAGCCAUCGGGAAGUGCGCACCGCCGUCUUCUACGAGCACUUCUGUUGACUUGUUGCGCAACUCGUCCAACACACCAUUGUCGACCGGGAGGACGCUGGGAUCGACCCCGACAAGCUCCAUCGGCAGAGGCUCGGCGGAAGGCAGCCACAAGGUUUCGCCCGAGUCCUUCAUGUCAGCACCAGCAACGGCGCCUGCUCAAGACGAAUCGUCGUCCUUCCCGGCCAUGAUGCCCGGCGGCUGGGAGAUGCCGCAAGACGGGAGCGGCUUCCCCGGGCUGGCGCCCUUCUUUGCGAUGGGAGACUUGAUAUACAAGGAUCUGACGGUGGACCAGGCCGACGACGUUUUGGUGCCGCCCACGGAUUUGGACCUGCUGGGCGGAGAUUCGUUCAUGUGGCAGUUUGAAGGGGGCUUUGGACAGGAUACGGUGUGGCAGUUUCUUAACCAGCAUCAGCCAAGCGGUGACGGAACCGGUUGA
Molecule: messenger RNA, 2268 nt
Organism: Trichoderma reesei QM6a
Lineage: Eukaryota; Fungi; Ascomycota; Sordariomycetes; Hypocreales; Hypocreaceae
Exons: 5
Coding region: 1-2268 (755 amino acids)
Biological process (GO): DNA-templated transcription; regulation of DNA-templated transcription
Cellular component (GO): nucleus
Molecular function (GO): zinc ion binding; DNA binding; DNA-binding transcription factor activity, RNA polymerase II-specific
Source: RefSeq, a predicted model, not a curated record